AUGCCAUCUCAUUCUCCUAGAAUAAUAACGUACAUUUAUUACAGAAAACGUAGAUAUCGAUGUUCCAGACUCAAUCCUCGUACAGCAGGAUCAGUCAAUCAGAUUCGCUGUAUCAUUCCUGCUGCAUUGGGAAUCCAAGCUUUAUCAUCACAUGAUAUCAUUAAAAUUAAAGAUGAUCAAAAUGUAUAUGUCGAUCUUAAUGAUAAUUAUCUAAGAGAUGAGAAACCGUGGGAAACGCCGACAGACACUAAAAUAAUCGAGCUAGAAAUCGAAUCAACGGACCAGGAGCAGUCGAAUACGGAACCUAUAUUCGUUCCAUCCAUACAAUCCGCAUCUGAGAGCGAAAAUCAUGAUCAGAUGGAAAUAUCUACAACUAACGAAGAACAAGACACAUCUUCAAUUUUAUCGAAAGCAGAUGUAAAACAUACAGAUUUACGUGAUCCUGUUACAACAAUUGAUAUUACCGGUGAUAUUUUUGGGUCAUCAUUAAACUGCGAUGACCUUGUAACGCUUAUUUUUAUGGCACCACUUCUUGGUGAACCGCUCAAAUUCAUUCAUGAUGUUGCACCACAGCAACGUUUGCAAUAUCCAGAAGAAGAGAAUUUGGGAGGGAUCCAAACAAUCAAGAAUGGCGAUGAUAAAAAAAAUAGUAGGCCCCCAACUUUACAGGUUUGUGGAAUUAAAUUAAUUUUAAUUAAGAAGAAAAUUUUACCAUCGGAUUUAUUCCAGGUUCCUAUUGAAUAUGUAAAAGUCAUAGAAGCUGGUGGACAAGUUGACUUAAUCUCAGCCAUUGUUUCACAAGGAAAUAAUCAGGAUCAAGUGCCAGAUUUCUAUUUAGCACCAUUUCGUGGAUUCUGGCCGUUCGGAAAACAAAAUCGUCCUUCAUCUGAUACGCCAUUUUCUGAUCCAAUGGUACAACGAAUUACGUGUGAACAAAUAAACCCGGUGCAAACUGCCGAAGGUGAAAUAAGUUACCAGAUAAAGUAA
Messenger RNA from Adineta steineri, 987 nucleotides. The record is from the annotation of a GenBank genome assembly. NCBI's taxonomy places the organism in Eukaryota, Metazoa, Rotifera, Eurotatoria, Adinetida, Adinetidae.